This is a messenger RNA of Momordica charantia (bitter melon), 1126 nucleotides long. RefSeq names its product thylakoid lumenal protein (Mog1/PsbP/DUF1795-like photosystem II reaction center PsbP family protein). Gene Ontology annotation, biological process: photosynthesis. Lineage: Eukaryota; Viridiplantae; Streptophyta; Magnoliopsida; Cucurbitales; Cucurbitaceae. Gene Ontology annotation, cellular component: extrinsic component of membrane; photosystem II oxygen evolving complex; photosystem II. The record is from RefSeq and is a predicted model, not a curated record. Gene Ontology annotation, molecular function: calcium ion binding.
AAACGUCUAUAGUCCACACAAAAUCAAACAACCAAAUCCCUCUCUGGGCUUCCAAUUUCUAAUCUCUUCCAUUUCAUUUCAUCAUCCGCCAUUCCUCCAUUCCCAAAUUCAUCCGAUUCAAUGGGAACUUCAUUAUUCACCAGUUACAGAUUCUCCUGCAACUUCCACCACCCAAAACUCCCUUCUCCCAUUCUCCAUCCCCAGUCCAUUUCAGUCGCCGAUGGAGAGAACCAGAGGCCGCUAGGGGAUUUGAAUCGGAGAUCGAUUUUGGCAUCGGGGAUUUCUUUGCUUUCUACUGCGCCAUUGGGGCUGCACGACCACUGUUUGGCUGCGGUUAAGCAAGGUCUUCUGGCAGGGAGGAUACCGGGAUUAUCCGAACCAGAUGAACAGGGUUGGAGGACAUAUCGUAGACCCGACGAGAAGUCCGGUGGGCAUGGCGUCGGAUGGAGUCCUAUUAUUCCUUAUGUCUUUUCAGUUCCACAAGACUGGGAAGAGGUUCCUGUAUCAAUUGCUGAUCUUGGUGGGACAGAGAUUGAUCUUAGAUUUGGAAGCUCAAAGGAAGGCCGACUCUUUGUUAUCGUUGCACCUGUUCGUCGAUUUUCCGAUGUUAUCGGUGAGGAUGCAACCAUCGAAAUGGUCGGACCCCCAGAGAAAGUAAUCAACGCAUUCGGGCCUGAAGUGAUCGGAGAAAAUGUAGAAGGAAAGGUGAUAAACAUGAAUGUGGCAGAGCAUUCUGGAAGAACAUAUUAUCAGUUUGAAUUGGAGCCUCCUCACGUUUUAAUCACGGCGACAGCGGCGGGAAAUCGUCUAUAUCUCUUCAAUGUAACAGCAAAUGGUCUUCAAUGGAAGAGACAUUACGGCGACUUGAAAAGGAUAGCGGAUUCUUUCCGUGUCGUGUGAUGAAGUUCUUUGGGAGCUGAAAUGGAAGUACAUAUACAGUGUGAUUUACAGGGCAAACUUUAAGGAUUAUGUUAAAGCCUUCAAGUUUUUGCUUGAUUUGUUGCCUCUUUUAGUCAUAUGGUGGCUGAGACAUGGCUUUGAUAUAUACCUAGUUGUAGUUGUAUCGAUGAGAGAUAAUUCAAAUUAUUAUGUUAAGUAAUUGCAAGUGAAAGAGUUUGAUGGAAAA